AUGGGUAAUAAGAAUAGUAGCGUCGACAGGUCUGAUGUGGAUGACAGAGGCAUCUACUCCGAGUUCAUGUACCGCUACGAAACCGCAAAGAAGCUGAAGCUGUCGUACGUGAUGCUCAAGAAGAACGUUUUGACCGCUGUCAUGGUGAUGGAGGUCACCCCGAAGCACCUCCACGACGUUGGCACCGGCUACUCAAACGUGUGCGCCUGCCUGAAACACGGCGGCUCCGGGGGCACGAACUCGCGCAUCCAGGGCCGGGCCGAGGACCGCGAGCAGGCCUCUAUGAGCCGCUCCCGGAUUGACCGCGAGCUUGCUGAGGAGUCCUUCCAGGGUUUUCAGACCUUCUGUGAGGCUAUGGACGAUAUCAAGGCCGGUGCGUGCGUCAAGUGCCGCACCACCAUUCACGAAAGGAUCACGGUCGAGCUGGACAGGAUGGUGUUAGCGGUAGAGCGCGUUCUUAAGCAGGGGCGAAAGACGAUGCGUAGCAUGGACCGUUUUACCAAAGUCGCGAAGUAUGUCUCGCGGCGGGAAAGGGCGGCUGUGAGCAAGGGCACGGACCUCUCGUCGAGCAAGAGCUACGCGAAGGACGUCAAAAGACGCAACACCAAGGAAAGCUUGUACAAGACAGAGCUCGAGGCCUUUGAUCAGCUGUACGAGAACGUCAUGGCUGGGUCGCAGGACUUCUGCACCUCGACGACGGACAUCUUCCUUGACUCCAUCGUCGGCUACUACCGCGAGAUAGUGGCGACGAUCGACUUCUCAGAAACCCCGCAGUGCAGCCGCUUGCGAAGCUGCUUUCGUAGCUGUGAGCGAGAGAUGGUGACGCACCAGGCUUCGGGUGCGAUGUUUUCUGAGAUGCCGGCUGAGCACAAGGAUUUUUGCAAGUCUUCGCCCCUUACUGUGCCGCUGUAG
Messenger RNA from Leishmania mexicana MHOM/GT/2001/U1103, 912 nucleotides. RefSeq lists its product as hypothetical. The record is from RefSeq and is a predicted model, not a curated record. The coding region runs from base 1 to 912 and encodes 303 amino acids. The transcript has a single exon. Lineage: Eukaryota; Euglenozoa; Kinetoplastea; Trypanosomatida; Trypanosomatidae.